AUGAAGAUUGUUUCCACCAACAAGGCGGAUAUGAAUUUUAGGAUGAAUUUCAUAGCUUUGUUGAUCAAUUCGCUGAUAGAAUCAAGCUCUUCAGGAAAAGCAAACACCAACCCAUUGAACUACAUAACAAGCAAGACAAAAAUAAGCAACAUCGACUGGUGUUCUUAUCUGAUAGACUGUUUGGUUAAAAACAAACAUUCUUUUGAUCCAUCCAAUCCAACAAGCAAUUUUAAUGGACCAUGUGCUUAUUUGGUGUUGCCUUAUCUAGACAGAAUCAAAUCUGAUGUACUUAAGGUUGAAAGAACACGUCUAGUGAUCUGCCACUGGACUUCAGAGAAGAUAAAGAUGAGAGAAACUUUUGAAAAGGAUGAGCUUGAUAACAAUAUUGAUGAUGAUGAAGAUGAAAAUGGAGAUGAUAAUGAUGAAUCAAAGAAACAGAAUGUAGGAGGGGAAAAUAUUGAAGGAUUUAUCGGAGAAAAAAAUGAGAAUGUUAAAGGAGGAGAGGAAAAGAAAGGAAAAAAUAAAGAUGAAGGAGGUGAAAAUAUUGAAAUAGCAGGUAAAAAUAAAGAUGGUGAGGAAGAUGAAACUGAUAAUAAUGAUCAAGGUUUGGAUGACAUGAAUUUACAUGAUGAAGGUGUUCAAAAUGAAAAAGGUGGUGAUAAUGAAGAAAAACAAAAUGCUGGAGGAAGAGGUGUGGAGGGGAAGAAUCUUGAAGGAUUGAAUGCUGAGAAAGGAAAAGGAAUUACUGCUGAAGAACCACAUACAGUUAGAGAAGGUGUGGAGGAGAAGAAUAUAGAAGGGAAGAAUGCUAACAAAGGAGAAGGAAGAACUAGUGAAGAAACACAUAUAGUUGAAGAAGAACCACAGACAGUUAGAGAAGGUGUGGAGGGGAAUAAUAUAGAAGGGAAGAAUGCUAAGAAAGGAGAAGGAAUAACUGGCGUGGAGGGGAAGAAUCUAGAUGGAAUGAAUGUUGAGAAAUGA
Messenger RNA from Lactuca virosa, 981 nucleotides. Lineage: Eukaryota; Viridiplantae; Streptophyta; Magnoliopsida; Asterales; Asteraceae. The record is from the annotation of a GenBank genome assembly.